GACACGGAAUCUGAAGCAGGCUCCAAGCUCUGAGCAAGCGGUCAGCACGGAGCCUGAUGCGGGGCUUGAACUCACAAACUGUGAGAUCAUGACUUGAGCCGAAGUCGGACGCUCAACCGACUAAGCCACCCAGGUGCCCUGAUAAAGAUUUUUUUUUUUUAAAAGAAGAUAAUUCAAAACUAUGAACUGCUGGAGAUCAUUUAAUUAAAUUAUCUUGGUAUAUUAAAUAGGAUAUCAAUGGGCUUAAAGAGAUAGUCAACUUUUAAAGUGUCUUAGGCAUUAAGCAAAUCUGGUUUAGUCUUGAGAGAUCUAAAAGCAAUGACAGAAAUAACCAGUCUACAUGAUAGGACUAGGUGCUGGUUAUAUUUCUUUGUGAUUUAAGCAGGAAAAAUAAAGUUUCGUGGAAUGUAUCCAAAUUGGCUAGAAUAGCUUCCCUAAUCAACUGGAGAUUUUUUGGCCACCCAUAAGCCCUAACUGGCCUUAUCUUUCAUGCUUCUCAUUAUAUUAUGUAAAUAAUAAAAUAUUUGAAUUAAAGAGAAACUAAAGGUUACCUAGUUUAGUCUUUAAAAUUUAUCUAUGAAGAAACUAAGACCCAAGGAAGUUAAAUGAUUUACUUAAGUUUUACCAUCUGAGGACUGGUUGAAGAAGCAGAUAGAUAAAUGUUUCUGCUCUAAUGAAGAUCACAUUUUAGUUGGAAGGGGACACAGAAGAAGCAAAGCACACAUACUUGAAGAACAAAGUAGAUGGUGAUUAUUCUUCCCAGCCAGGCCAGCCUCCUCUUCAUUCCAAGAGCACGUUAUAUUCCUGUAGCAGGUACAUCUCAGACCAUGAGAACACAACUCUGCCACAUACUUGAAAAUUCCAUCAUCACUGCCUUGACAAUGUGUACAGUUAAUUGGAAUGUCACUGCUCAAGUCUCAGAAUCUUGCCUGGGUGCCUCCGCAUGUGAGAGGAGCGAUGUAGAAAAAUAUGGGAAUGACUUCAGCACAAAAAUGGAUGGGAAUGGAGAAGUGGUGGCUUCCUGAGCUGCGAUGGACAGGAAGUCCGUGUUCACAGACACAUCUCUCUGCCUUUACUGGGAUCACUUCCAAAAAUGAAGGGAUCCCCAGAAAAGCAACCAAUGCAUGGUGACCUGAAAACCUUCUGGGGGCUUUGCUUUGCUUGGUUUGAAAUGGUGACACAUAAGCUUACACUGGUUAAGUAAACAGGCAACAUUGAACAACAUUUAACCUGGAUGUUGUGGUGGAUUGCAAAAGGUCACUGUAUUCUUUAGUUAACAUUUGUAGUGUCUCCACGUCUGCUUUCUUCCAGAACAGGAAGCGGAAGUUCUAAACUACCGCCAACUCUUGGUAUUUCCGGCCUUGCUGAGACCAGAAAGCAGCGGAAGAGACAAAUCUUUCUUGUGAGAGUUCCCAUUUGAUUUUCAAAUCAAGGUGCACAGGAUCAAAGGUCUCUUGAGUACAGAUCAGCAUCCCAAACUUUGAUGCUUAUCUAAAUAAACAGCUUGGAACUCUGCUCUAGUAGUUGUAACACAGGCAGGUGACUGAGAUAAAGAGGUAAAUCAGCUGCUAAGGAAUGAGGGGAAAUUCCCACCUAAUAGCCAAAAGCAACAAUAUUUGAGCAUGUGAUUGCCUCUUUUUUUAAUUUUCUAAGGUAUGGUGAUCAACACCUUUAAUAAAUUGAAGAUGGAAGGUCUUAGACCUCGAGUAAAUUGGAGGAAAAAUCGUUUCCACAAAUGGAUUCUUUCAUUAUGAUAAAAAAUUGCUGAAGAUCUUUAGGGAGUCACCCUGCCAAGAAUUUUGGCUGCAGUUGAACUAGUUAAUAUACUUUUGUUAUAUGAUCUCUAAAAUAACUUAAAGCAUAUGGACAUAGAAGAAACAGAAAAGAUCAUACCAUGUUUUCUGUGUAUUAUUUAGCUUAGAUUUUCUCUUGAAAUGAUAUGUGAUUUUUUUCUACAGGGAAAAAUAUUCACACUAUAAGAAAUCAACAGAAAUUUAGAUUAUUUUUAAAAUAGUGAAACUUCUAGAUGGAAACCUUGGAAGAUAAUUUGUGAACAAAAAGAGUGCAUUUGGUGUGUCAUUGGGCAAACUGAUAAAACACAUUCAUCUUAAAAGGAGGUGAGGAAUUUCUACUGUCCCCAGAGCUUCCGUUGGUAAGUUAGUCCUACCACUGUGAACAAACGAAAUGAAACUAGAGGAGUAUUUUAGUUAUACUCAUGGUUUAGCAUCUUCAGAAACACUAGUCUGAUACUUCUGUCUGUUGAGUUUUUAAGGGAAUUAGUUUUCAAUACCAGCCUUAAAAUAUCUGGACUAAAAUAAUCACAUUAGCCCUUGUUAAAUGUACUCAUAAUCAAGUAACAAAACAAUAGUGUUCUCCCUACUUUAUACCUAAAGCUUGAAAUUUCUAAUCAGUGUUUCCACUUUGUUGUGUGACAUUGCAUUGCUUAGAGCUUCCUGAAAUACUUGCAUGCCAUAUACAUUUCUAAUCUAUAUAAAAGAACACUGAUACAUAAGCGAUGUCUUUUCCUCUAGCUUAAAAUAAUAAGUCCAUUUCUGCACAAUCUGAGAACACAGACAACUUGAAUCUUGAAUAAGAAGCUCUGGAUUCUAAGUUGAGUCCUGCUGUGAAAUUAAUCUUUGCUUUAGAUCUCCACCUUGUGGUUAAACGUUUAAAAUGUAAAUUCCUUUGGAUUUUAUGAUCCUGGUUUAUAGAUUCUUUUAAGAAGGAAGUCAGGAUGGACAUUGUCUGAAAAUACCUUAGUUGAGAUGAUGUGUGAAAAUAACUGAGGCUUAGAAUUGGGUACUUAAAAAUUUAUAAUUCAGAUUUAGCUUAUUUCAGGAUGAUUUUUCCCACUGAGGCACUUGUUUGCCACUUUUUGUUCAGCUACCUUAAGAAGUUAGUUUUGGGUUUCUUAAGGAUUGAAGAGGCUUUCAGGGGCCAUCUUUUAAAUUAGUUCUGGAAUAGAAGGAGCCAAUAAGGGGAACCGCAUUAGUAGUAUCUUCCCACACCUUCAGUAGCCUCCAAUGAGUGGAUUAGAUUAGAGAUUACAACCUCAGAACGUUGGGGAGAAACAUAAGAAGUACUCUAACGUGUGGUUUAACUUGGUCCAAGAAAGCAGACAGGUGACAACUUGAACAUCCUGUGAUUUCAUUUUCUAAGUUUCCUCAUCACAGCAUAGAAAAGCUGUAAGGCAUUCGCUGGGUGUAUGGCAGCUCUCUAUGCAGCUUGUAGACCACAUCAGUCCAGCACAAAGUCCCACCAGGGGGAAGCCUGAUGUACUCCGACUAGAGCUCUUUGGAUUUACAUAAGGUUUGGUUUACAGAAUUUGGCUAACAAAGUACAAUUUUUAUUAUACUGACUUGUUUACAUGUUAUGCUUGACUCCUGUCUUUUUGUUUCACACUCCAAAGCAAAUGGUGACUCUACCUCAAAAUCACACCCAGGAUCUGACAACUCCCCUUCACGUGCAUUGUUCAUAGGAUUCAGACUGAACCUGUUAGGAUAAUCCCAUCCAGGAUAGCAUAUCGCACAUUAGGAUUCUCUAGACCAUGACAAGAAGUCUUGAGGCUAUUCUUGGAAGGAAGACGACAGAUGGUUUUCUCAUCACGUCAUAUCCAGAGUGAGUGACUAGAUAAGUCACAGCUUUAUGCUAUUCCCUUUUUGGAAAGCAUUUUUUAAAGCUACUUAAUGCUAAAUUGUCCUUACUUCUACAACUUUUUAAUUAUCUCUCUGGAGGGACAAUGUGGAUAGGAGACAAAGGGAGGAGAAUAAAAGUGAAGAGGUCAAGAAGAUGUGAGGAUCAUGACAGAUGAUCUAAGUUCUUUGUGUGAACCUCAUCUUCAGUCUCCUCUUCCGUGAAACAGGGAUCAUUCUAUUAGCAACCUCAUGGUUUAGAGUAAGAAUUAAAGGUAAUUAAAUAUGUUCGUACAUGGACAGCACUUAACAGUGCCUCGGACGUGGUAAGUACUCAAUGAUCACUAGCUAGUUCAUCUGGUGACGUGCAAGAGUAAUGGUUUCAGGUCUGAAGCCGACUGCCAGCACUACUGCAAAAGUUUAUGAGAUCUUGGACAAGUCAUUCUCUGGGCCUCAGUUUCUCUCUGUAAAAUGAAGGCCCUAGGGUGGAAAAAUGAUGUCUAAAAUCCUUUCUAGCUUUUGAAUUGGGAUGAGGUGGCAGAAGAGACUGGAUGUAUGGAUACUGCCAAGGCCCCGACUUUGUGGGGACAGAAGCUACCUGUGAGAGAGGAUGGACAUGUGGGAGGACAUCUGGAGAGGGGUCAUUAAGGAUACAUUUUAAUUUCUUCAACAUUUUUUUUCAGGAAGUGAGGAAAAGGGAUUCUUGGUUCAGGCUCUUUCAAUUAAGUGUUCACUUAGACUUUUAACGAUCUUUCUCAAGCAGCAUGAAGACAGCUUGUAGGUCUCUUGGUCUUUAUUUUGGGAAAGGGUGGAUAGCUGAGGUCCUUAUAGAAAAGAUCACAACUGAAACACAAACCAGAAUCACAAGUCCUAGAGAACUAGGACGCUGGCUGAGCCAAAAGGGAGGCUCCCUUUGGACAAGCUACCAGACACAUGUUGCCUGUGUCUUCUCCCCCUCUGGGAGCCAGUUUUCUCUUCCUUAGACAGCUUACUCCCCAUUCCAUUACAGACUAUGGGAAUUUUGACUGUGUAAGGAGUCAGAGACUAGGCCCCUGGUGCUUUUCCUCCUUCUGGGGCUGUCCCCCUUGCUGACCACAGGCUUUGUGGCUUUAUUACAAAAAGUAAAAGCAGAGCAUUACAUACCCCAAAGUAUGCCAUGACAUAGUUAUUCUGUGCUUUCUUCUCUUGACAUUAGUACCAAAAGAGAAUAAGCAUGUAAACAUCUGUUUUAUAUAAGCUAAUUCUAGACUUUUAACUUGAUUAGUAUAAGAGAAUAUUUGAUGUGAUUAAUUUUCCAGUUACAACACAAUGGCUUUCCAUUCUUUUAUUGCCUUCUUAAGGGAGACAAGAGAAGAAAAAAUAACCUAACUUUAUUUAUUUAUUUUUUUUUUUAGUUUCAUAGCAGUACCAAGUAUAACCAUUAGAGUUGGUACAAAAGUAUUCUUCUUUUAAUUCAGUUGUAGUCACAAGUUACCUAUCCUGUAGAAAUGUGCUAAAAUAAACAUAAAAUAAUCCUGAGCCUCAUUACAUACAGAAACAGACAUUCUGGGAAAGAUCAUUCAUUGAGGACAACAUCACACCAUCUAGUGAUUUGCAGGAGACAGUUUAUUAGAAAGCGGUGUAUGUACCCACUGCUUUAUGGCAAUCUUCUGCAGCACUCAUUCUUUUAAGCCAAUGUUUUUCUGAGCUACGCUUUAUUAGGCCUAGUAUGACAAAUGCUUCCAACUAGGUGAUCGCUUGAAAUACUUAGCCAGCAAGCAGGAUCUUAUCCUGUCUAGGGCAGGAAGAAGAAUUUCAAGAGAGAAAACUGAAUCAGAGAGAGGAUUUUAAAACUUUUUUCUUUUUUUAUGUUUAUUUAUUUUUGAGAAAGAGACAGAGAGAGCGUGAGUGGGGGAGGGGAAGAGAGAGAGGGAGACACAGACUCCAAAGCAGGCUUCAGGCUCUGAGCUGUCAGCACAUACCUUGAUGCAGGGCUCAAACUCAUGAACCUUGACAUCACGACCUGAGCUGAAGUCUGGUGCUUAACCGACUGAGCCACCCAGGUUCUCCCAGAGAGAAGGUUUUAGUAUUGACUUUGCUAUAAAUGAGCCACACUACUUUUUAAAAAAAUGUCACCUUUUCUUGGGCGCCUGGGUGGCUCAGUAGGUUAAGUGUCCAACUGCGGCUCAGGUCAUGAUCUCAUGGUUCGUGGGUUCGAGCCACGUUGGGCUCUGUGCUGACAUUUCAGAGCCUGGAGCCUGUUUUGGAUUCUGUGUCUCCCUCUCUGUCUCUCUCUCUCUGCCCCUCCCUGGCUCUGAAAAAUAAAUAAACACUAAAAAAAAAAAGAUGUCACCUUUUCGUAUUUCCCCCAUUCUCCAAGGUUAACAGUGAUGAGAACAGGUGAUGUAAAGAGAUUUUUGCUUGUUAGCAUGACACUGGAGAUGUUCCACAAUCUGCUAUAUGGUACCACAAAGUCUGCCAUUGUAUAUGAAUCUGCAGGAGGAGCUAAUCUCUUCUCCACUGCCAAGUCCUAUCUCCUGGAUCUUCUAGGGCUUCCUGGAGGAAUUUGGGGGUGGGAGGAUGGUCUAGGAUAGAUCUAUGAUAGGAUAGAUAAACUAAACCUGCUCCCAGUAAAUAAAAAAAAUUAUUUCACUUUUUCCUCUUGUCCCUGUCUCUGUCCCCAGAGCCUUUAAAGAGCACUUUUUGACUUGGGCCUCUUUGGUGCUACUAUGCAGAUCUCUUCAUAAAAAGCAACUGAAUGAUAAUAAUAAUUUUGAUAUUGUUCUCCCAGUCUCUCCUUGUCUUAUCUGUGGCUAUUAUUUUUAGUUCAUGAGCCCUCAAAAUUUACAGGCUGAGGGCAGCAUUGGGAAGCAGUGGAAAGCACUGGCAUGGCAAUCAGCUGGUUCAAGUUCUGGUUCUACUGUUCAUUAACAUCGGCCUUAGGCAAAUUGCUUCAACUCUCCAAGUUUCAGUGUCCUUAGGUGAAGAGUGUUGUUAAUAAUAUUAUUACUGCAGCCUACUCCUAUUUUUGUCCUUUCCCCCAAUUUGCCUCUUUUAUUCCAUUUCUCACUCAUUGUCUGAGUGACUUUGCUGAAAUAUAACUAUUUUUUUUUUCUCUUUAGCUUCAAUUCCUCUAGUAUCUUUACAUGACCUCAGGAUAUGAUCCAAGCUCCCACCAGUUUCAGGCAGGUACAACCUGACAGCGUCUUCCCUCAGGCAUCUCCUACAUGUUUCCUGUGUCUGUCCAGGGCUUUUGUAUUGAUGUUUUGGGGCAGGAUGCCAAGGAAAUCAGAUUAGCAUCCAUGUAUGUGGGACCCAAAAAUGUGGGGUUGUUUGGACCCCAUGAGGUAAGUCAUUGACCAAUGAGAAGGGGAGCUAAUGAGCAAGUACUUCCCCCUUUUAUCAUACCCACUCCCUUUUCUCCUUCACAACAGUCUUGAGACAAUUAACAUCAGGGCUUUCAAGUUCCAUGGGACCCAGUAACCAGUGGCUUAUAGCAGAGGCCAUCUUCGUAAUGUACUCUUGCACUUCCCUACCUCAUUCCUCUUAUCCUUCAUGCCUGCAGCCUGAGAAUCAUACCCUUACCUUCAUCUCAGGCUCUGCAUUCUGGGGAACUUUCGCCAAGACUGUCACAUAAUUUUAGAGCUGAAGUUAAUUUUCCAAAUUGUUUAGUAUGAUGUGUUUGUGAUAAUUAGUGGCUAAAGCAAGACUGGAUUCACAGACUAGUGCUCCUUCCAACCUCAUAGAGACUGUUUUUAAUAACAAAAGCAAGAAAUGAGCUCGGAUAUAUUGUUAUUUCUGGGCAAUACUCUGACUUAAGCAGUACUGUCUUUUUUGCCCAACCCUUCCUACCCCCACCCUGGGCCAUGCCCUCUUCCCAGCCUAACCACUUUCUCCCAAUGUGUAUUCUUGGUAUUCUCUGCUGACUGCCUGCCGAAAUCUGCUUUCAGGGACUUGUUUAUUUUAAAGUGUAAAUAAUAUUUCUGUCCACAGGCUACCUUGUCUCCAGAGGCCUGCAUUUCAACAGAGAUCAAACUUUAUUGAGAAGGAGUAGAAGAGCCCAGGUGUGUUCCUCCAGUGUCACAAAUCAUGUUGUCAUCAAUUACAUGAGACUAAAGUGGAGACAUGCAUCUGGGAUUAUGGAAGAUAAAUGCUAAGAAAGACCAUGAUUCCAGAGAGAUGGGAAAUAAAUGAGGCAAGUUUUAUAAUUGGUCCAGUUUCCCACUUUCAGAGAGUUUCCAGGUCAUGAUGUACAGAGGCGGAAGCAAGGUGGAACCCAGCAGGCUGAGAGUUGAGGAGAUACAGGUGAGAGUCCAAGGACACUAAGAAGCUAGAGUUUGCAGGAGAGAGAACCUGAAGGAGCUAUGUAGAUAGAAAACUCCAGAGAUCUGAAUGGAGUCCCUCUUAAAUAUUCAGCUGAGUACUGACCAGCAUAUGCAUGUGAAAAAAUUGGCUAAGGCCCAGGAAAGAACCGCUUGAAAGGAAUAAAGGUAACUAACUGUGCCCACACUCACAAGGGGAUGGGAACAGGUCUGUCCCCACCAGCCGGACUGGAAAACCUCAUGAUUCACAGAGUACUGGUACAAUGACAGAUGGGUCUUUGUCAGUAAUGGGGAAUAACUAGUUCUAAAAUGAAUACUGCUUUGGUCUGACCUAACAAAUUUUAAAAGUAAGUCCCAAAAGGAUCAAACUAUUUCCAAAUAAUUUAGGAAAGAGCUCAAGAAUAUUUAUAGGAAUACAAAAAUACCUGUACCCCAAAGGUGAAAUUCACAGUGUCUGACAUCCAGUCAAAGAAUAUGAGGCCCAAAAGGCAGCAAAAAAAAAAAAAAAGCAACCUGUAACAAGCAGACAAAAAUCAGUUGAAAGUGAUGCAGAACUGAUACAGAUGUUAAAAUUACCAAUUAAGGAACUUCAAGCAGUUACUCUAAGUGUAUUCCGUAUAUUCAUACACUAAAAAUGAGAUAUGGAGGAUAUAAAUAAAUCCAAAUCCAAUCUAGAGAUGAAAACUACAACGUCUGAGAUGAAAAGUACACUGAAUGGGGGGUGGGGGGUGGUGCCUGGGUGGCUCAUUUGGUUGAGCAUCUGACUCUUGGUUUCUGCCCAGGUCAUGAUGUUGCAGUUUGUGGGUUUGAGCCCCAUAUCAGGUUCUUCGAGGACCGUGUGGAGCCUGCUUGGGAUUUCUCUUUCCCUCUCUCUCUGCCCCUCCCUGAUUUGCCAUCUCUCCCUCUAUGUCAAAAAGAAAAUAAAUAAACAAACAUUAAAAAAUUACACUGAACAUGACAGUAUAGAAUAGACAGUGGAGAAGAAAAGACCUUGAAGAAAUAGCUAUGGAAACUGUCAAAAAAUGAAACCCAAUGAGAAAAGAAAAUAACAAUUAAAAAGAAUGAACUGAGCAUCAGUGAGCUGUGCAACAACUUCAGAUGGCCUCAUAUACGUGAAUUGAUAUUUGAAGAAAUGAAGACCAAAAUUUCCAGUUUUGAUGAAAAACAUAUACUUACUUACAGGUACGAGAAGCUUGAUAAUCCCUAGGUACACGAGGGGAGAAACCAAGAAACAUGAGGGGAGCCACACCAAGGCACAUCAUAUUCAAACUGAUUAAACACAGUGGUAAUAACAAAACUCUUGAAUGCAUUAAAGAAAAAAAGAUACAGAUCAUAUAAAGUAACAAAUGUAAAUACGAUAGAGAUUUCUUACUGGGAACAAGGCAAGCAAGAAGAUAGUGAAGUAAUAUCUUUAAAGUACUGAAAGAAAAAUAAAAACCUAUCCAUGUAGAAUAUACUACCCGGCAAAAAAAUGUAUAUAUAUACAUAGCUUUCAAAAACAAAGGUGAAAUAAAGACUUUCAAAUGCACAAAAGUGAAAGAUUUUUUCCACCAGUAGAACUUCACUACAGGAACCAUAAAAGCAGGUCCUUCAGGCAGAAGAAAAAUGGUAUCACAUGUAAAUCUGGAUCUAUACAGAGAAGUAUAUAUAUACUUUAGGAAUGGUGAGCACCAGGAAUGCUCAAGAUGCAAGCCCCCAGGCAGACACCAGGGCUGAGGAAAUUCCCGAGGGGGCCUCCACCUUGGCUUUUGUGUUUGAUGUGACUGGUUCCAUGUAUGAUGAUCUAGUUCAGGUUAUCGAAGGGGCUUCCAAAAUUUUGGAGACGUCUUUGAAAAGACCUAAGAGACCACUUUUCAACUUUGCUUUGGUGCCUUUCCAUGAUCCAGAAAUUGGCCCAGUGACAAUUACCACAGAUCCCAAGAAAUUUCAAUAUGAACUCAGAGAAUUGUAUGUUCAGGGUGGUGGUGAUUGUCCAGAAAUGAGUAUUGGAGCUAUAAAAAUUGCCUUGGAAAUUUCUCUUCCGGGGUCUUUCAUCUAUGUUUUCACUGAUGCACGGUCCAAGGAUUAUCGGCUCACUCAUGAGGUGCUACAGCUUAUCCAACAGAAACAGUCACAAGUUGUAUUUGUGCUCACUGGAGACUGUGAUGACAGGAGCCAUAUUGGAUAUAAAGUCUAUGAAGAAAUUGCCUCUACAAGUUCUGGUCAAGUGUUCCAUCUGGACAAAAAACAAGUUAAUGAGGUGUUAAAAUGGGUAGAGGAAGCAGUGCAGUCCUCUAAAGUUCACCUGUUAUCAACAGAUCAUUUGGAACAAGCUGUAAACACUUGGAAAAUUCCUUUUGAUCCCAGCCUAAAAGAGGUUACUGUGUCUCUGAGUGGCCCUUCUCCAGGGAUUGAAAUUCGCAAUCCUUUAGGGAAGCUGAUAAAAAAAGGAUUUGGCCUGAAUGAGCUAUUAAAUAUCCAUAACUCUGCCAAGGUGGUGAAUGUUAAAGAGCCAGAGGCUGGAAUGUGGACAGUGAAGACUUCUAGCAGUGGAAGGCACUCUGUUCGCAUCACCGGCCUUAGUACGAUUGAUUUCAGAGCUGGUUUUUCCCGAAAGCCCACCCUGGAUUUCAAAAAAACAGUCAGCAGACCAGUGCAAGGAAUUCCUACUUAUGUGCUGCUGAAUACUUCUGGAAUUUCCAUCCCAGCCAAAGUAGAUCGUCUUGAACUUCUGAGUAUCUCAGGCAGUUCUCUGAAGACUAUCCCUGUUAAAUAUUACCCUGACCGAAAACCUUAUGGCUUGUGGAAUAUUUCUGACUUUAUACCACCAAAUGAAGCCUUCUUUCUCAGAGUCACAGGCUAUGAUAAGGAUGAUUAUCUCUUCCAGAGGGUUUCAAGUGUUUCCUUCUCUAGUAUCAUCCCAGAUGCUCCCAAAGUUACAAUGCCCAUGAAAACCCCGGGAUACUACUUGCAGCCAGGCCACAUUUCCUGCUCUGUUGAGAGUCUUUUACCCUUUACCUUGAGCUUUGUCAGAAAUGGAGUUACACUUGGAGUAGACCAGUAUUUAAGGGAAUCUGCCAGUGUGAACUGGGAGAUUGAAAAGGUCACUUUGUCUGAUGAAGGUGCCUAUGAGUGCAUCGCUGUCAGCAGUGCGGGGACUGGACGGGCACAGACAUUUUUUGAUGUGUCAGAGCCCCCUCCAGUCAUCCAAGUGCCUGAUAAUGUCACAGUCACUCCUGGAGAAAGAGCAGUUUUGACAUGUCUCGUCAUCAGCGCGGUGGAUUACAAUGUAACCUGGCAGAGGAAUGACAGAGAUGUCAGACUGGCAGACCCAGCAAGGAUGAGGAUCCUGGCCAACCUCUCAUUGGAGCUAAGGAGUGUGAAGUUCAGUGAUGCUGGGGAGUAUCAUUGUGUAGUCUCCAAUGAAGGAGGAUCAUCAGCUGCUUCGGUUUUCCUCACGGUGCAAGAACCACCCAAAGUCACUGUGAUGCCCAAGAAUCAAUCAUUCACAGGAGGAUCUGAGGUCUCCAUCAUGUGUUCUGCAACAGGUUUUCCCAAACCAAAGAUCACCUGGACCAUUAAUGAUAUGUUUAUCAUGGGUUCACACAGGUAUAGGAUGACCUCAGAAGGUACCUUAUUUAUCAAAAAUGCAGUUCCCAAAGAUGCAGGGAUUUAUGGUUGCCUGGCAAGUAAUGCAGCUGGAACAGACAAACAGACUUCUACCCUUAGAUAUAUUGAAGCCCCGAAGUUGAUCGUAGUUCAGAGCGAGCUCUUGGUUGCUCUUGGGGAUACAACAGUUAUGGAAUGUAAAACUUCUGGUAUUCCUCCACCUCGAGUUAAGUGGUUCAAAGGGGAUCUUGAGCUGAGGCCCUCAACAUUCCUCAUUAUUGACCCUCUCUUGGGACUUUUGAAGAUUCAAGAAACUCAAGACCUGGAUGCUGGUGAUUAUAUGUGUGUAGCUGUCAAUGAUGCUGGAAGAGCAGCUGGCAAGAUAACUCUGGAUGUUGGCUCACCUCCAGUUUUCAUACAAGAACCUGCUGAUGUGUCUAUGGAAAUUGGCUCAAAUGUGACACUACCUUGCUAUGUCCAGGGUUAUCCAGAACCAAAGAUUAAAUGGCGUAGGUCAGACAACAUGCCAAUCUUCUCAAGACCCUUUUCAGUGAGUUCCAUCAGCCAACUAAGAACAGGAGCUCUCUUUAUUUCAAACUUAUGGGCAAAUGAUAAAGGAACCUAUAUUUGUGAGGCAGAAAACCAGUUUGGAAAGAUCCAGUCCCAGACAACAGUAACAGUGACAGGACUUGUUGCUCCACUCAUUGGAAUCAGCCCUUCGGUGACCAGCGUCAUUGAAGGACAGCAGCUUACUUUGCCUUGUGCUCUGUUGGCUGGAAAUCCCAUUCCAGAACGUCGGUGGAUUAAGAAUUCAGCCAUGUUGGUCCAAAAUCCUUACAUCACUGUGCGCAGUGACGGGAGUCUCCACAUUGAGAGAGUUCGCCUUCAGGAUGGAGGCAGAUAUACUUGUGUGGCCAGUAAUGUUGCUGGAACUAUUAAUAAAACUACCACCGUGGAUGUGCAUGUUCUGCCAACCAUUCAGCAUGGGCGGCAGGUACUCAGCACAAUUGAAGGCAUUCCAGUAACUUUGCCGUGCAAAGCAAGUGGAAAUCCCAAGCCAUCUAUCAUUUGGUCCAAGAAAGGAGAGUUGAUUUCCACCAGCAGCGCUAAGUUUUCCGCAGGGGCUGAUGGAAGUUUGUAUGUGGUGUCCCCCGGGGGUGAAGAGAGCGGGGAGUAUAUCUGCACCGCUACCAAUGCAGCUGGCUAUGCCAAGAGGAAAGUGCAGCUGACCGUCUAUGUAAGGCCCAGAGUGAUUGGAGACCAACGAGGACUGUCCCAGGAUGAGCCUGCUGAGAUUUCCGCCCUCGCAGGAGAAGACGUGACACUUCCAUGUGAAGUGAAGAGCUUACCCCCACCCAUCAUCACCUGGGCCAAAGAGACGCAGCUCAUCUCCCCAUUCUCUCCAAGGCACACAUUCCUUCCUUCUGGUUCAAUGAAGAUCAUUGAGACCCGUGUUUCAGAUAGUGGGAUGUAUCUUUGCGUUGCCACAAAUAUUGCUGGGAACGUGACUCAGUCUGUUAAAUUAAAUGUCCAUGUUCCUCCAAAGAUACAGCGUGGCCCUAAACUAAUCAAAGUCCAAGUUGGUCAAAGAGUGGACAUUCCGUGCAAUGCUCAAGGGACACCUCUUCCUGUAAUCACCUGGUUUAAAGGUGGAAGUGCCAUGCUGGUUGAUGGAGGGCAGCAUAUUAGCAGUUCAGAUGGAACUUUAAGCAUCAACCAAGCCAUGCUCUCUGACGCCGGCAUAUAUACAUGUGUUGCUACUAACAUAGCAGGCAGUGAUGAAUCGGAAAUAACCCUACAUGUCCAAGAACCACCUACACUGGAAGAUCUAGAACCUCCAUAUAACACUCCAUUCCAAGAAAGAGUGGCCAACCAACGCAUUGCAUUUCCAUGUCCUGCAAAAGGUACCCCCAAACCAACCAUCAAAUGGAUAUGGAAUGGUAGAGAGCUGACAGGCAGAGAGCCUGGGAUUUCUAUCUUGGAAGAUGGUGCAUUGUUGGUCAUUGCUUCUGUUACACCCUUUGACAGUGGGGAGUACAUCUGUGUGGCAGUCAAUGAAGCUGGAACCACAGAAAAAAAAUAUAACCUCAAAGUCCAUGUUCCUCCAGUAAUUAAAGAUAAAGAACAAGUAACAAAUGUAUCUGUGUUGGUCAAUCACCUGGCCAAUCUCUUUUGUGAAGUUGAAGGUACUCCUUCUCCUGUCAUUAUGUGGUACAAAGAUGACGUCCAGGUGACUGAAAGCAGCAGUAUUCAGAUCACGAACAAUGGAAAGAUAUUAAAGCUCUUUAGAGCCACUCCAGAGGAUGCAGGAAGAUAUUCCUGCAAAGCAGUUAAUAUUGCAGGCACUUCUCAGAAGUAUUUUAACAUCGAUGUGCUAGUUCCUCCCACCAUAAUAGGUGCCAGCUCCCCAAAUGAAGUCUCUGUUGUCCUCAACCAUGACACCACUCUCGAAUGCCAAGUCAAAGGCACUCCCUUCCCUGUUAUUCACUGGUUCAAAGAUGGCAAGCCUUUAUUUUUGGGAGAUCCUAAUAUUGAACUUCUAGACAGAGGACAAGUUUUACAUUUAAAGAAUGCACGAAGAGGUGACAAGGGUCGCUACCAGUGUGCUGUAUCUAAUGCAGCUGGCAAACAAGCCAAGGACAUAAAACUCACGGUCUAUAUACCACCUAGUAUUAAAGGAGGGAAUGUCACCACAGAAAUAUCAGCACUGAUCAACAGCAUAAUUAAACUGGAAUGUGAAACUCGGGGACUUCCAAUGCCUGCUAUUACUUGGUAUAAGGACGGCCAGCCAGUCAUAUCCAGCUCACAAGCCCUUUAUAUUGAUAAAGGACGAUUUCUUCAUAUCCCUCGAGCACAGGUUUCUGAUUCAGCAACAUACACAUGUCAUGUCACCAAUGUUGCUGGAACUGCUGAAAAAUCAUUCCACGUGGAUGUGUAUGUUCCUCCAAUGAUUGAAGGUGACUUGGCUGUGCCUCUGAGUAAGCAAGUGAUUAUUGCUCAUUCACUGACACUAGAGUGUAAAGCUACUGGCAACCCUCCUCCAGCUCUCACCUGGUUAAAAGAUGGCGUACCUGUGAAAACCAGUGACAACGUCCGUACAGAAGCUGGUGGGAAGAAACUAGAAAUCUUGAGUACCCUAGAAGCCGACCGGGGACAGUAUGUAUGUGUGGCUACCAGUGUGGCAGGAGAAAAGGAAAUCAAAUACGAAGUUGAUGUCUUAGUGCCACCAGCUAUAGACGGAGGAGAUGAGACAUCUUACUUCAUUGUGAUGGUUAAUAACUUACUGGAGCUAGAUUGUCAAGUGACAGGCUCUCCCACACCAACUAUCAUGUGGCUAAAGGAUGGCCAGCUAAUUGAUGAAAGGGAUGGAUUCAGGAUUUUGCUAAAUGGACGCAAAUUGGUUAUUGCCCAGGCUCAGGUGUCAGAUACAGGCCUUUAUCGCUGCGUGGCAACAAACAUUGCUGGCGACCACAAGAAGGAAUUUGAAGUUACUGUUCAUGUACCUCCAACAAUCAAAUCCCCAGAUCUUUCUGAGAGAGCUAUAGUGAAAUACAAGCCUAUCACUUUGCAGUGCAUUGCCAGUGGCAUUCCAAAUCCAUCUAUUACGUGGUUAAAAGAUGGCCAACCUGUGAACACUGCCCAGGGAAAUCUCAAAAUACAGUCUUCCGGUCGAGUUUUACAAAUUGCCAGAGCCCUGAUGGAAGAUGCUGGCAGAUACACAUGUGUGGCCACCAAUGCGGCUGGAGAAGCACAACAGCACCUUCAGCUACAUGUGCAUGAACCACCUAGCCUGGAGGAUGCAGGGAAGAUGCUGAAUGAGACGGUGGUGCUGAACAACCCCAUUCAGUUGGAGUGUAAGGCAGCUGGCAACCCCUUGCCCGCUAUUACAUGGUAUAAAGAUAAUCGUCCACUCUCGGGGUCCACCAGUGUGACUUUCUUGAACAGAGGACAGAUCAUUGAUAUUGAAAGUGCCCAGAUUGCUGAUGCUGGUAUAUAUAAAUGUGUGGCCAUCAACUCAGCUGGAGCUACAGAGUUAUUUUACAGUCUACAGGUCCAUGUGCCCCCAUCGAUUUCUGGCAGCAGUAACAUGGUGGCAGUGGUGGUUAAUAACCUGGUGAGGUUAGAAUGUGAAGCCAGAGGUAUCCCUGCCCCAAGUCUGACCUGGUUGAAAGAUGGUAGCCCUGUCUCUAGUUUCACUAAUGGGAUACAGGUUCUGUCUGGAGGCCGCAUCCUGGCACUGACCAGCGCACAAAUCAGUGAUACCGGGAGAUAUACCUGCGUGGCAGUGAAUGCUGCUGGGGAGAAACACAGGGACAUUGACCUUAGAGUAUAUGUUCCACCAAAUAUUAUGGGAGAAGAACAGAACAUCUCUGUCCUCAUUAGUCAAGCCCUGGAGCUGCUAUGUCAAAGUGAUGCUAUCCCCCCACCUACUUUGACUUGGUUAAAGGAUGGCCGCCCCUUGCUGAAGAAACCAGGCCUCAGUAUCUCUGAAAAUGGAAGUGUGUUAAAGAUUGAAGAUGCUCAAGUUCAAGACACUGGUCGUUACACUUGUGAGGCAACAAAUGUUGCUGGAAAAACUGAGAAAAACUAUAAUGUAAACAUUUGGGUACCACCAAAUAUUUAUGGUUCUGAUGAACUUGCUCAGCUUACAGUCAUUGAAGGGCAUCUCAUUAGUUUACUGUGUGAAUCAAGUGGUAUUCCACCCCCAAAUCUCAUUUGGAAGAAAAAAGGCUCCCCAGUGCUGGCUGAUUCUGCAGGGCGAGUCAGAACUUUAUCCGGAGGCAGACAGUUACAGAUCUCAAUUGCUGAAAAAUCUGAUGCAGGGCUAUAUUCAUGUGUGGCAUCGAAUGUUGCUGGAACUGCAAAGAAAGACUACAGUCUGCAAGUUUACAUUCGACCAACAAUAUCUAAUAGUGGCAGCCACCCUACUGAAAUUAUUGUGACUCGAGGGAAGAGUAUUUCCUUGGAGUGUGAGGUGCAGGGUAUUCCUCAACCAAAAGUGACCUGGAUGAAAGAUGGCCGCCCCUUGACCAAGGGAAGGGGAAUGGAAAUAUUGGAUGAAGGUCGUAUCCUUCAGCUGAAGAACAUUCAUAUAUCUGAUACAGGCCGUUAUAUGUGUGUUGCUGUGAAUGUAGCAGGAAUGGCUGACAGAAAAUACGACCUAAGUGUACAUACCCCUCCAAGCAUCAUAGGAAACCAUGGGAAACCUGAAAAUAUCAGUGUCGUGGAAAAGAACUCAGUGUCCCUGACUUGUGAAGCUUCCGGAAUUCCCCUGCCUUCGAUUACCUGGCUUAAAGAUGGGUGGCCUGUCAGCCUUAGCAGUUCUGUGAGAAUUCUCUCAGGAGGCAGGACUCUGCGGUUGAUGCAGACCAGAAUAGAAGAUGCGGGACAGUAUACUUGUGUUGUAAGAAAUGCAGCUGGUGAAGAAAGAAGAAUCUUUGGGCUUUCAGUAUUAGUGCCACCUCGCAUUGUGGGCGAAAAUACAUUGGAAGACAUGAAGGUCAAAGAGAAACAGAGUGUUACACUGACUUGUGAAGUGACAGGGAACCCAGUGCCAGAAAUUACAUGGCACAAAGAUGGACAGCUCCUCCAGGAAGAUGACACCCAUCACAUUAUGUCUGGUGGCCGCUUUCUUAAAAUUACUAAGGCUCAAGUAUCACACACUGGAAGAUAUGCAUGUUUGGCUUCUAACACGGCUGGCGACAAGAGCAAAAGUUUCAGUCUUAAUGUGUUGGUAUCCCCUACAAUUGCUGGUAUUGACAGUGAUGGUGGCCCUGAAGAUGUCACCGUUAUCCUUAACAGCCCCACAUCUUUGGUCUGUGAAGCUUAUUCAUAUCCUCCAGCCACCAUCACCUGGUUUAAGAAUGGAACACCUUUAGAAUCCAACCGAAAUAUUCGUAUUCUUCCAGGAGGUAGGACUCUGCAGAUCCUAAAUGCACAGGAGGACAAUGCUGGAAGAUACUCUUGUAUAGCCACUAAUGAAGCAGGAGAAAUGAUAAAGCACUAUGAAGUGAAGGUCUACAUUCCACCCAUCAUCAAUAAAGGGGACCUACUGGGGCCAGGUCUUUCCCCUAAAGAAGUGAAGAUCAAAGUAAACAAUACGCUGACUUUGGAAUGUGAAGCUUACGCGAUUCCAUCUGCCUCUCUCAGCUGGUACAAGGAUGGACAGCCUCUUAAAUCAGAUGAUCAUGUUACUAUUGCUGCAAAUGGACACACACUUCAAAUAAAGGAGGCUCAAAUAUCAGAUACUGGACGCUAUACUUGUGUAGCAUCUAACAUUGCAGGUGAAGAUGAACUGGAUUUUGAUGUGAAUAUACAAGUUCCUCCAAGUUUUCAGAAACUCUGGGAAAUAGGAAACAUGCUGGAUGCUGGCAGGAGUGGUGAAGCCAAGGAUGUGAUCAUCAACAAUCCCAUUUCCCUUUACUGUGAAACUAAUGCUGCUCCUCCCCCAACACUGACAUGGUACAAAGAUGGCCGCCCUCUGACCUCCAACGAUAGAGUGUUGAUUCUACCAGGUGGGCGAGUGUUGCAGAUUCCUCGAGCUAAAGUAGAAGAUGCAGGGAGAUAUACAUGUGUGGCUGUGAAUGAGGCCGGAGAAGAUUCCCUUCAGUAUGACGUUCGUGUACUCUUGCCACCGAUUAUUAAGGGAGCAAGUAGUGACCUUCCGGAAGAGGUCACCGUGCUGGUGAAUAAGAAGACAUUGAUGGAGUGUUUAUCCAAUGGCAGCCCCACACCAAAGAAUUCCUGGCAAAAAGAUGGACAGCCCUUGCUAGAAAAUGGGCAUCAUAAAUUUUUAUCUAAUGGAAGAAUUCUUCAGAUUCUGAACACUCAAAUAACAGAUAUCGGCAGGUAUGUGUGUAUUGCUGAGAACAGAGCUGGGAGUGCCAAACAAUAUUUUAACCUCAAUGUUCACGUUCCUCCAAGUGUCAUCGGUCCUAACCCUGAAAAUCUCACUGUUGUGGUGAACAAUUUCAUCUCUUUGACCUGUGAGGUCUCUGGUUUUCCACCUCCUGAUCUCAGCUGGCUCAAGAAUGAACAGCCUAUCAAGCUAAAUACAGAUGCUCUCAUUGUGCCCGGUGGUCGAACUCUGCAAAUUAUUCGGGCCAAGGUAUCUGAUGGUGGUGAAUACACUUGUAUUGCUAUCAACCAAGCUGGUGAAAGCAAGAAAAAAGUUUCCCUGACUGUCUAUGUGCCCCCAAGCAUUAAAGAUCAUGGCAGUGAAUCUCUUUCUGUAGUUAACGUAAGAGAGGGGACCUCAGUGUCACUGGAGUGUGAGUCGAACGCCGUGCCCCCUCCAGUCAUCACCUGGUAUAAGAAUGGGCAGAUGAUAACAGAAUCCAAUCGCUUGGAGAUUUUAGCAGAUGGACAAAUGCUGCAGAUCAAGGAAGCUGAGGUAUCUGACACAGGCCAGUAUGUAUGUAGAGCUAUAAAUGUAGCAGGACGGGAUGAUAAAAAUUUCCACCUCAAUGUAUAUGUGCCACCCAGUAUCGAAGGUCCUGAAAAUGAAGUGGUUGUUGAGACGAUCAGCAAUCCUGUGACCUUAACAUGUGAUGCCACUGGAAUCCCGCCUCCCACGAUAGCCUGGUUGAAGAACCACAAGCCCAUCGAAAAUUCUGACUCACUUGAAGUACAUAUUUUGUCCGGAGGUAGCAAACUCCAAAUCGCCCGGUCUCAACAUUCAGAUAGUGGAAACUAUACAUGCAUUGCAUCAAAUAUGGAGGGAAAAGCACAGAAAAAUUACAUUCUUUCAAUUCAAGUUCCUCCAAGUAUUGCUGGUGCUGAAAUUGCAAGUGAAGUCAGUGUUCUUCUAGGGGAAAAUGUUGAGCUGACCUGCAUGGCAAGUGGCAUUCCCACCCCACUUAUUCAAUGGCUUAGAGAUGGAAAGCCCAUAAAUAGCAGUGAAACAGAAAGAAUCCGGGUGACUGCAGAUGGCAGCACAUUAAACAUUUACGGAGCUCUCCCAUCCAAUGUGGGGAAAUACACAUGCGUCGCUACUAAUCCUGCUGGAGAAGAAGACCGAAUUUUUAACUUGAAUGUCUACGUUCCACCCGCAAUUAGGGGUAAUAAAGAAGAAGCAGAGAAACUAAUGGCUUUGGUGGAUACUUCAAUAAAUAUUGAAUGUAGAGCCACAGGGACACCUCUACCACAGAUCAACUGGCUAAAGAAUGGACUUCCUCUGCCUCUCUCCUCCCAUAUCCGGUUGCUCUCAGGAGGGCAGGUUAUCAGGAUUGUGAGAGCUCAGGUGUCUGAUGUUGCUGAGUACACUUGUGUGGCCUCCAACAGAGCUGGGGUGGAUAAUAAACAUUAUAGUCUUCAAGUUUUUGUGCCACCAAAUCUGGACAAUGCGAUGGGAACAGAGGAGAUCACAGUUGUCAAGGGUAGUUCUGCCUCCAUGACGUGCUUUACAGAUGGAACUCCAACUCCCAGGAUGUCUUGGCUUAGAGAUGGCCAGCCUCUGGGUCUUAAUACCCGUCUGACAGUAAGCACUCAAGGAAUGGUUCUUCAGCUUAUCAAAGCAGAGACUGAAGAUUCAGGAAGGUACAUCUGCAUUGCCUCAAAUGAAGCUGGAGAAGUCAGCAAACACUUUAACCUGAAGGUCCUGGAACCACCUCAUAUCAAUGGAUCUGAAGAACCUGUAGAGAUAUCAGUGAUUGUUAAUAAUCCACUUGAACUUAACUGCUUUGCUUCUGGAAUUCCAACUCCUAAAAUUACCUGGAUGAAGGAUGGAAGGCCCCUCCCACAGACAGAACAGAUACAAACUCUUGGAGGUGGAGAGGUCCUUCAAAUAUCUAGUGCCCAGGUGGAAGAUACAGGAAGGUACACAUGUCUGGCAUCCAGUACUGCAGGAGAUGAUGAUAAAGAAUAUUUAGUGAGAGUGCAUGUACCCCCUAAUAUUGCUGGAACUGGUGAGUCCCAGGAUUUCACUGUGUUACGGAACAGACAAGUGACAUUGGAAUGCAAAUCAGAUGCAGUGCCCCCACCUAUAAUCACUUGGCUUAAAAAUGGAGAUCGGUUACAGGCCAGCCCUCGGGUACGAAUCCUCUCUGGAGGGAGAUACUUGCAAAUUAAUAAUGCAGAUCUAAGUGAUACAGCCAAUUAUACUUGUGUGGCCAGCAACGUUGCAGGAAAGACUACAAGAGAAUUUAUUCUCACUGUAAAUGUUCCUCCAAACAUAAAGAGCGGCCCCCAGAGUCUUGUCGUUCACGUAAAUAGGUCGACUGUAUUGGAGUGUCUUGCUGGAGGUGUGCCGACCCCGAGGGUAACAUGGAGAAAGGAUGGAGCUGUUCUAUCUGCAGGUCACGCAAGAUACUCCAUCUUGGAAAAUGGAUUCCUUCAUAUCCAGUCAGCACAUGUCACAGACACUGGACGGUAUUUGUGUAUGGCUACCAAUGCUGCUGGAACAGACCGCAGGCGAAUAGAUUUACAGGUCCAUGUUCCUCCAUCCAUUGCUCUGGGUCCUACCAACAUAACUGUAACAGUAAAUGUUCAAACUACUCUGGCUUGUGAGGCUACUGGGAUACCAAAACCAUCAAUCGGGUGGAAGAAAAAUGGGCAUCUUCUUAAUGUAGAUCAAAAUCAGAAUUCAUACAGGCUCCUUUCUUCAGGUUCACUAGUAAUUAUUUCCCCUUCUGUGGAUGACACUGCAACCUAUGAGUGCACCGUGACAAAUGAUGCCGGAGAGGAUAAAAGAACUGUGGAUCUCACUGUCCAAGUUCCACCUUCCAUAGCUGAUGAGCCUACAGACUUCCUGGUAACCAAACACGCCCCAGCGGUGAUUACUUGCACUGCUUCGGGAGUUCCAUUUCCCUCAAUCCACUGGACAAAAAAUGGGAUAAGACUACUUCCCAGGGGAGACGGUUAUAGAAUUCUGUCAUCAGGAGCAAUUGAAAUGUCUGCCACUCAGUUCACCCAUGCUGGAAGAUACACUUGUGUUGCCAGGAAUGCAGCUGGUUCUGCACAUCGACAUGUGACCCUUCAUGUCCAGGAGCCUCCAGUCAUUCAGCCUCAGCCAAGUGAACUAGACGUCAUUGUAAACAAUCCAAUUUUAUUACCGUGUGAGGCAACAGGGACACCCAGUCCUUUCAUUACUUGGCAAAAAGAAGGCAUCAAUGUCAUCGCUUCAGGCAAAAGUCAUGCAGUUCUUCCUAGUGGCGGCUUGCAGAUCUCCAGAGCCGUCAGAGAAGAUGCUGGCACUUACCUGUGUGUGGCUCAGAAUCCAGCUGGUACAGCCUUAGGCAAAAUCAAAUUAAAUGUUCAAGUUCCUCCAGUCAUUAGCCCCCAUCCAAAGGAAUAUACCACUGCUGUGGAUAAACCCAUCUCCCUACCAUGUGAGGCAGAUGGCCUCCCACCACCUGAUAUUACCUGGCAUAAAGAUGGGCAUGCAGUUAUGGAAUCAGUCCGCCAACGCAUCCUCAGCUCUGGGGCCCUGCAGAUAGCAUUUGCCCAGCCUGAUGAUGCUGGCCAGUACACGUGCAUGGCAGCUAACGUGGCAGGAUCAAGCAGCACGAGCGCCAAGCUCACUGUCCAUGUACCACCUAGAAUCCGAAGCACAGAAAUACACUAUAUGGUCAAUGAGAAUUCACAAGCCAUUCUUCCAUGCGUGGCUGAUGGAAUCCCCACACCAGCAAUCAACUGGAAAAAAGACGAUGUUCUUUUAACUAACUUAUUAGGAAAGUAUACUCUUGAGCCCUAUGGAGAACUUAUUCUGGAAAAUGUUGUGCCGGAGGAUUCUGGCACCUAUACCUGUGUUGCUAACAAUGCUGCAGGUGAAGAUACGCACAUGGUCAGUGUGACGGUGCACGUUCUCCCCACUUUUACUGAACUUCCUGGAGAUGUGUCUUUAAAUAAAGGAGAACAGCUACGAUUAAGCUGUAAAGCCACUGGGAUUCCAUUGCCCAAGUUAACAUGGACCUUCAAUAACAAUAUUAUCCCAGCCCACUUUGACAGUGUUAAUGGACACAGUGAACUUGUUAUUGAAAGAGUGUCAAAAGAGGAUUCGGGUACUUACGUGUGCACCGCAGAGAACAGUGUUGGUUUUGUGAAGGCAAUAGGAUUUGUUUAUGUGAAAGAACCUCCAGUCUUCAAAGGUGAUUACCCUUCUAAUUGGAUUGAGCCGCUUGGUGGUAAUGCAGUCUUGAAUUGUGAAGUGAAAGGAGACCCUGCCCCUACCAUCCAAUGGAGCAGAAGAGGAGUGGAUAUUGAAAUUAACCACAGAAUCCGUCAACUUCUCAAUGGCUCCUUGGCCAUUUAUGGCACUGUAAAUGAAGAUGCCGGUGAUUAUACGUGCGUAGCUACCAAUGAUGCUGGGGCAGUGGAGCGCAGCAUGAGCCUGACCCUGCAGAGUCCUCCUAUUAUUACUCUUGAACCAGUAGAAACUGUUAUUCAUGCUGGUGGCAAAGUCAUAUUGAAUUGUCAGGCAACUGGAGAGCCUCAUCCAACCAUUACAUGGUCUCGUCAAGGGCACUCUAUUCCCUGGGAUGACCGAGUUAACAUGUUGUCUAACAACUCCUUACAUAUUGCUGCUGCUCAAAAAGAAGAUACAUCUGAAUAUGAAUGUGUUGCUCGAAACUUGAUGGGUUCUGUCCUUGUCAGGGUGCCAGUCACAGUCCAGGUUCACGGUGGGUAUUCCCAGUGGUCUACAUGGAGAUCCUGCAGUGUCACCUGUGGCAAAGGCAUCCAGAAGAGGAGUCGUCUAUGCAACAACCCCUUUCCGGCCAAUGGUGGGAAGCCUUGCCAAGGGUCAGAUUCAGAAAUGCGAAACUGUCAACGUAAGCUGUGUCCAGUGGAUGGUAGCUGGUCAGAAUGGAGCCCUUGGGAAGAAUGCACACAGAGUUGUGGACGUGGCAACAGAACCAGGACCAGAACUUGCAGUAACCCAUCAGCUCAAUAUGGUGGGCGGCCAUGUGAAGGGAAUGCAGUAGAAAUAAUCAUGUGCAACAUUAGGCCCUGCCCAGUUCAUGGAGCAUGGGGCACUUGGCAGCCUUGGAGUGCAUGCAGCGAGAGUUGCGGUAAAGGUGCCCAGAUAAGAACAAGACUGUGUAAUAACCCACCACCAUCAUUUGAUGGGUCCUACUGUGAUGGAGCAGAAACACAGAUGCAGAUUUGCAAUGAAAGACCCUGUCCAGUGGAUGGCAAGUGGACCACUUGGGCCAGUUGGAGUGCCUGUACUGUGUCCUGUGGAGGAGGUGCCAGACAGAGAACAAGGGAGUGCUCUGAUCCUGUCCCACAGCAUGGAGGGAGCAGAUGUGAAGGGAGUGAUGUCCAGAGCGAUUUUUGCAAUAAUGACCCUUGUCCAACUCAUGGUAACUGGAGUCCUUGGAGUGGCUGGGGAAUAUGCAGCCGGACAUGCAACGGAGGACAGAUGCGGCGAUACCGCACAUGUGAUAACCCUCCUCCCUCCAACGGAGGAAGAGCUUGUGGGGGGCCAGACUCCCAGAUCCAGAGAUGCAACACUGACAUGUGUCCUGUGGAUGGAAGUUGGGGAAGCUGGCACAGUUGGGGCCAGUGCUCUGCCUCUUGUGGAGGAGGUGAAAAGACUCGAAAGCGGCUGUGCAACAAUCCAGUGCCGUCUAAAAGUGGUCGCCCCUGUCCAGGAGACACUACACAGGUAUCCAGAUGCAAUAUGCAAACAUGUCCAGGUGGGCCCCAGCGAGCCAGAGGAAGUGUUAUUGGAAAUAUUAAUGAUGUUGAAUUUGGAAUUGCUUUCCUUAACGCCACAGUAACAGAUAAUCCUACCUCUGAUACUAGAGUAAUACGUGCCAAAAUUACCAAUGUACCUCGCAGUCUUGGUCCAGCAAUGAGAAAAAUAGUUUCUAUUCUAAAUCCCAUUUAUUGGACAACAGCCAAGGAGAUAGGAGAAGCAGUCAAUGGCUUCACCCUCACCAAUGCAGUCUUCAAGAGAGAAACCCAGGUGGAAUUUGCAACUGGAGAAAUCUUGCGGAUGACUCAUAUUGCCCGGGGUUUGGAUUCUGAUGGUGCUUUGCUCCUAGAUAUUUUUGUGAGCGGUUAUGUCCUGCAGCUUCAGUCACCUGCUGAAGUCACUGUAAAGGAUUACACAGAGGACUACAUUCAGACAGGUCCUGGGCAGCUGUAUGCCUACUCAACCCGGCUGUUCACCAUUGAUGGCAUCAGCGUCCCAUACACAUGGAACCACACUGUUUUCUAUGAUGAGGCACAGGGAAGAAUGCCUUUCUUGGUAGAAACACUUCAUGCUUCCUCUGUAGAAUCUGACUACAACCAAUUAGAAGAGACACUGGGUUUUAAAAUCCAUGCUUCAAUUUCCAAAGGAGAUCGCAGUAAUCAGUGCCCAUCUGGGUUUGCCUUAGACUCAGUUGGACCCUUUUGUGCUGAUGAAGAUGAAUGUGCGGCCGGGAAUCCCUGCUCCCAUAUCUGCCACAACACCGUGGGAACCUAUCAUUGCUCCUGCUCAAAAGGCCUCACCAUAGCUGCCGACGGAAGGACUUGUCAAGAUAUCGAUGAGUGUGCUUUAGGUGGACAUGCCUGCCAUGCUGGUCAGGACUGUGACAAUACCAUUGGAUCCUAUCGCUGUGUGGUCCGUUGUGGAAUUGGCUUUCGAAGAACUUCUGAUGGGCUGAGUUGCCAAGAUAUUAAUGAAUGUCAAGAAUCCAGCCCCUGUCACCACCGCUGUUUCAAUGCCAUUGGAAGUUUUCACUGUGGAUGUGAACCUGGGUAUCAGCUCAAAGGCAGAAAAUGUAUAGAUGUGAAUGAAUGCAGACAAAAUGUAUGCAGACCAGAUCAACACUGCAAGAACACCCGUGGGGGCUAUAAGUGCAUUGAUCUUUGUCCAAACGGAAUGACCAAGGCAGAAAAUGGAACCUGCAUUGAUAUUGAUGAAUGUAAAGAUGGGACCCAUCAGUGCAGAUAUAACCAGAUAUGUGAGAAUACAAGAGGCAGCUAUCGCUGUGUGUGUCCCAGAGGUUUCCGGUCUCAAGGAGUUGGGAGACCCUGUAUGGACAUUAAUGAAUGUGAACAAGUGCCUAAGCCUUGUGCAUAUCAGUGCUCCAACACCCCCGGCAGCUUCAAGUGUAUCUGUCCAACAGGUCAACAUUUAUUAGGGGACGGGAAAUCUUGCGCCGGAUUGGAGAGGCUGCCUAACUAUGGCACCCAAUACAAUAGCUAUAACCUUGCACGGUUCUCCCCUGUGAGAAACAACUAUCAACCUCAACAGCAUUACAGACAGUACUCACAUCUCUACAGCUCCUACUCGGAGUAUAGAAACAGCAGAACAUCUCUCUCCAGGACUAGAAGGACUAUUAGGAAAACUUGUCCUGAAGGCUCUGAGGCGAGCCGUGACACAUGUGUAGAUAUUGAUGAAUGUGAAAACCGAGACACUUGCCAGCACGAAUGUAAAAAUACCUUUGGAAGCUAUCAGUGUAUCUGUCCACCUGGCUAUCAGCUUACGCUCAAUGGAAAGACCUGUCAAGAUGUUGAUGAGUGUCUGGAGCAGAGUGUGCGCUGUGGGCCAAAUCGCAUGUGCUUCAACAUGAGAGGAAGCUACCAGUGCAUCGAUACCCCCUGUCCACCCAACUACCAACGGGAUCCUGUUUCAGGGUUCUGCCUCAAGAACUGUCCACCCAAUGAUUUGGAAUGUGCCUUGAGCCCAUAUGCCUUGGAAUACAAACUUGUCUCACUCCCAUUUGGAAUAGCUGCCAAUCAAGAUUUAAUCCGGCUGGUUGCAUACACGCAGGAUGGAGUGAUGCAUCCCAGGACAACUUUCCUCAUGGUAGAUGUGGAACAGACUGUUCCUUUUGCCUUAAGGGACGAAAACCUGAAAGGAGUGGUGUAUACAACACGACCUUUGCGAGAACCAGAGACCUACCGCAUGAGGGUUCGAGCCUCAUCCUACAGUGCCAAUGGGACCAUUGAAUAUCAGACCACAUUCAUAGUAUAUAUAGCUGUGUCUGCCUAUCCAUACUAAGAAGUCCUUCAGAGCCUAAUCCAAUAUUUAAACUGCAUUAAUCAUGGGUAUCAAGUCCCCUUCCAGAUUACCAUCUCCUGAACAGUUGCAAUCUUGGCAACUUGAAAAUGGUGCUAUGCUCUGUUUUGUGUGCCUUCCUUGGUGUCACUGAGGUAUUUUCAUGAACCCACCAUGGUCAUUUCUUUUGGUAAAGUCUAGAAAAGUCCCUUAUUAUUUUCUUUAUUUAUUACACUGGAACAGUUACUUUCCAAAGAUUAUUCUGAACAUCUUAGAAGGACAUAUCAGUGAUGUUUUAUUGUAGUAUAAGAGCUAAGAUAGUUUUCCUUAAAAAAAAAAAAAUGAAAACAAAAAUAACUCAUUCAAAGCCAAUGGAUUUUUGAGCAUUUUAGAAUAAUAAAACUGGCUGCUAUGUGUUUGAUCAAAGCUUAUUAAGUAACUUAUGAAGAUGCUUUUUUUAAGUAUUCAUACUUUAUAAUGGGAUUUAUACACCUAUUUACACUUUAAGGGAAAAAGAAACACCACUCAUUUGAGAAAUAUAGUACAGCUUCUAGAAUGUUUUUUUGAUACCAAAUGGUGUUCACGUAGAUUGAACAUCCAAAAGAAGGAUAUUAUUUUCAGUGGUUUUGUGAAAUGAGAUGGACCACUUAUGAUAAUAGAAAAAAUAUUAUUUGGUCCUCAGAUGAUUGUUGAUGGCAUGGAUCUUUGCCCUAGCCUUUUGAUAUAACCUUCCUUUCAGUUAGCUCUAUAACUUUUACAUUCCAGUAUUUUAUUUUCCUGUCAAUUGGAAACAAUUUUUACAAAUACCAAUGGGACAGUUUCCUCUGUUUUUCUUGAAAAUCUUGUAUGUUCAAAUUAGCAUAAAUGUUGAACGUCAAUACACUGUACAUGGUGGUAACAGACUCUGGAAGCAAUUCUCAAGAUGUAUUCUAUUUUUAUGAAAUGUAUAUAUAUAUUACCUUGGUGUAUUUUCUAUAUAAUAUCUUGACGGACUCUUUUAUAAAAUUAUUUUAUAAAGCAAAAAACAAUGUUACAGUAAAACCAGCCUAAAUAAAAUUUUCACAUCCCUUUUCUUAA
Messenger RNA from Acinonyx jubatus (cheetah), 27533 nucleotides. It is a transcript of the gene HMCN1, whose product is annotated as hemicentin 1. Gene Ontology annotation, biological process: synapse organization; homophilic cell-cell adhesion. Gene Ontology annotation, molecular function: axon guidance receptor activity; calcium ion binding. Lineage: Eukaryota; Metazoa; Chordata; Mammalia; Carnivora; Felidae. Gene Ontology annotation, cellular component: axon; neuronal cell body; plasma membrane. The transcript has 116 exons. The coding region runs from base 9594 to 26459 and encodes 5621 amino acids. The record is from RefSeq and is a predicted model, not a curated record.